UCAUACACUCUAUAUCUAGAAUUUUGUGACGAUACACAUGCUCUACAUGUUUUUCUUUCACUUGUGCACGCUUCUACCUCUCUCUUUUCUUCUCGCAAUCCACCCUCUCCUGGAUGUAGCUGUGCGCUGGAAGAUGACAGCUUUGCACGUUUUUUCGGAAACGUCUUGCUACUGCGACAAAGCAGCGUGAUCUUAAAAAAUUUAGCACUACGCUUUUUUUCACGCAGGCCGAAUGGUCAGUUUCGGUAUGUCAUUGAGUUUGCUGCGGCAGAUGUUUUUUCCUCUGCAUCUGCGCAUGCACGGGGCAAGCGGCAAGCAGGUGUCCUAUACGUGGCAUCAGUAGAAACGCGGCACUUUCGCCGUCAGCAUUUUCGAGGAGGUCUGAAAGAUCGAAGCUCCAUAUGUGUUCUUUGAGAAGCUCCUAAGACGUCUUCCUCUCAACGAAUGUGGCGUUGGAGUCCCGUUGAGGUGAACCGGUCGUCCGUUUUCAUUGUACAGUUCCAGUCAUGGAGACCAGGGACAGCCUUGUCCGUGAGGGUGCACGGAAAGAGGAGAAUGGCCACCAUUCGACAGGUGAGGGCCCCGCUUUGCAGUCGACUUCGUCAAGAACACGCUCGGGAUCUGGUAAUGCGGGAGAGAUUCUAGAUACAGCCGUUGCCCUUGACAACGGAUCUGGAAGGCCGCACAUGGGCUUGGCUGCCACAUCCCAAGAGAGAUGUGCACACGAGAAGCCCACCUUCGCCUUUUCUCCGAAAAUGUCGAAGGCUGGAUUAGGAGCUAUUCCUCUGCUGUCAACUAGCUGCCCUAGUGCCGCGUCCGCAGAUUCGGCAGCCACUGGUAUCUUGAGACAAGAAUGCGACGAGCAGCCCGAAGGACUACCGAAUGAUUGCGCAGUGAAGGAGACAACACAACAUUUACAAGAGGUCAACUUUUCUCUGCUUGCCACGAGAAAACAAGAUCGAGAAGGUGUCAGGUCACCGGCACGACAGCCUCACACAUCUUGUGAGAGAGGGUCGUCUCCUGCAUCAGCCGACAGUUUAUGCGAAGGCCGUGAUGCGGGUACUCCUUGCUCGCCAAGCAAGGAAACUGAGAUACGAUCAGGUUGCAGCACAGUCGAGAAGAAGGAGUAUAUGGCAAGUAAAAAGCGACAUGCUGCGGUAGCUUUGUCACCCAAAGCUGCAGUCAAUCAUGCUUCACCACGGUCAGCAAGCCCGAGUCCGUCACAUUACAGUCGCAAAAAGCGACGAUGUGACAGCGAAGCCGGCAGCACAUCCAGAUGCAAAGUCAAUAUAGGUCCGAGACACCAAGUGCCUGCGGUGCCGCCAUUCUUUCUGGACUCUACAUGUGCGUGGGACGGGAAAGCGGAGACGCUUUCAGAUUUUCAGGGUUUAUACGCAAACGACACAGACGACACGGCCAGAUUGGUGUACUCGCCCUAUGCCAUGCAACGCGUGUACAUGAAGAGGCUGGCGGAAGGUGCGGGCGAUAAAAUAAUUAAGAAUGCCGAAGAAAUGAAUUCGUUUAUUCAGUGCGUCGCCCAGAAUUGGACGAGUAAGUCUGGCUGGCAACCCUUCUCUCCAGAGUAUGCAUACAAACUGCUCCACUUUGCAGGAUACGAUCCCCACCGAGCAAUUCGGAUUAUGAAAGACCCAAACUUCUGCUUCACCGCAAUCUGCGACCCACCGCAGCGACGUUAUGACAAUAAGUGGAGACCCAAUGACCGAAGAGGCCAGAUUGGGACGCUUCCGUAUCCAUCUCCCCUUACUCUUCGCGCGUACUUGUCUAAGCGCAAUCAGCAUGCUGCAGCUCCGUUUCACCGCGGUGCCUCUACGUGACACGAAAGACGCGGCUUUGUGCUUCCUGCGGUUGUUACAGCAGGGUAGAAAACAACCGUCACAUUCAUUCUUUCUACAUUGUGCGACUGUUAUACGGAAUACUGGGACGAGGCCAAAUCACCAUUUGGUCAUUAUUCUGCGUAUGAUUCUUUGGAAGUUAUAU
Molecule: messenger RNA, 1998 nt
Organism: Toxoplasma gondii ME49
Lineage: Eukaryota; Apicomplexa; Conoidasida; Eucoccidiorida; Sarcocystidae
Exons: 2
Coding region: 507-1835 (442 amino acids)
Source: RefSeq, a predicted model, not a curated record